This is a messenger RNA of Populus euphratica (Euphrates poplar), 2688 nucleotides long. RefSeq names its product putative receptor protein kinase ZmPK1. Gene Ontology annotation, molecular function: ATP binding; protein serine/threonine kinase activity. The transcript is spliced from 2 exons. Gene Ontology annotation, biological process: recognition of pollen; protein phosphorylation. The coding region runs from base 109 to 2562 and encodes 817 amino acids. NCBI's taxonomy places the organism in Eukaryota, Viridiplantae, Streptophyta, Magnoliopsida, Malpighiales, Salicaceae. The record is from RefSeq and is a predicted model, not a curated record.
AUGUUUCAACCAACGCAUAAUAGACAUGAUAGCCUUUUGAGCUGUCAAAUUGCUCAUAAAAAAAUCAUUCAAGCGAGGAUGGCUUUGCCCUCCUUGGGAGGCCUAUAGAUGAUAAUUGUUCUUACCAAACAACAUACAAGUUGCAAGCCAAUCCUGGGCCUCAUGGGGAGUUCUCAAACUUCAAUCCCUCAACAAAAAAAUUGUUUCCUUACUGUUUUGUUCUUGUUUCUUUCAACUUCAAGUGCCCAGAACGUUUUGCUAAGAGGUUCAUCUCUAUCAGUAGAAGAUGAUUCAGACAUCCUUACCUCACCAGAUAAAACAUUCUCUUGUGGAUUCUAUGGGAUGGGACAAAAUGCUUAUUGGUUCUCUAUUUGGUUCACCAAUUCCAAAGACAGGACUGUGGUUUGGAUGGCCAACAGAGACAGACCUGCUAAUGGCCGAGGUUCAAGAGUUUCUCUACGACGAGACGGGGCAAUGGUCUUGACAGAUGUUGAUGGCUCCAUCAUAUGGGAGACUAACACCACCUCCACUGAUGUUGGAAGAGCAGAGCUUCUGGACACUGGUAACCUUGUUCUUAAAGGCCGUAAUGGUACGAAUCUAUGGCAAAGCUUUGAUUUUCCUACCGAUACACUUCUUCCAAACCAGUUAUUUACAAAGAGGACAAAGCUGGUUGCUAGAUUGCAUAGCGGGUCUUAUGCCUCUGGAUAUUUUAGUUUCUUUUUUGAUAAUGAUAAUGUGCUGAGGUUGAUAUAUGAUGGUCCUGAUAUUUCAAGCAUAUACUGGCCUCGUCCUGAUUUUAAUCCAUUCGGAAAUGGUAGAACAAAUUAUAAUAGCAGCAGAACUGCGGUUUUUGAUGAAAUGGGCCAUUUUAUAUCUAGUGAUCAGCUCCAGUUCAGUGCUCCUGACACGGGUUUAUUAAGGAUCAAAAGGAGGCUAACAAUGGACCAUGAUGGGAAUCUCAGGCUUUAUAGCCUGAACAAUGAAACUGGAUUGUGGGUGAUAUCAUGGCAAGCUCUUUCUCAGCUUUGUAAUGUUCAUGGAAUUUGUGGGAUAAACUCGAUUUGUGUAAAUACACCAGACCCCAAGUGUUCAUGCCCACCUGGCUAUGAGAUCACUGAGCCUGGUAAUUGGAAUAAAGGCUGCAAGCCUAUGUUCAACAGCACUCUUUCACAGUCUCAGCAAGUGAAGUUUGUGCUGUUGCCCCAUGUAGAUUACUGGGGAUUUGAUCUUAAUUACAGUGCAUCCACUACAUUUGACUCCUGCAUGAAGCUCUGCUUGGGGGAUUAUCGGUGUAAAGCAUUUAGCUAUAGGCUAGAUGGGGGACAACUUUGCUACACAAAAGGCGUGCUUUUCAACGGUUACCAGUCUCCAAGUUUUCCAGGCAAUAUAUAUCUGAGAUUGCCAGUGAGUUUUGAGACAUCUCAACUGGGUAUUCUUAAUGGCACUGACCUCAUUUGCCAGUCUGCAGAAUCAGAAACAACGAUCGGUUCUCUUUCUAUGUAUAACUUCAACAAUAAGAGGACCAGAUGGGUUUAUUUCUACUCAUUUGCUUCUGCCAUUGGAUUUAUUGAAAUUCUCUUUGUAGUUUCAGGUUGGUGGUUUCUUUUCAGAAAGCGUGGUUUGCCAAAUUUGGCGGAAGACGGAUAUCAUGUGGUAUUAAGUCCAUUUAGGAGGUUUACUUACUCUGAGCUCAAGAAGGCGACGAACAACUUCAAGGAAGAGCUGGGAAGGGGAGGUUCUGGAGCCGUAUAUAAGGGCAUUUUGACAGAUGAAAGGGUUGUAGCUGUGAAGAGACUGGAAAACAUGUACCAAGGGGAAGAUGUAUUUUGGGCAGAAGUGAGCACAAUUGGAAAAAUCAAUCACAUGAACCUGGUGAGAAUGUGGGGAUUCUGUUCAGAGGGCAAACACAGACUCCUAGUCUAUGAGUACAUGGAAUAUCAAUCACUGGACAAGCAUCUAUUCUCUCCAACGUUUCUUGAAUGGAAAGACAGGUUUAAAGCGGCCUUAGGGAUAGCUAAGGGUUUGGCUUAUCUUCAUCACGAGUGUUUAGAAUGGGUUAUACAUUGUGAUGUGAAGCCAGGAAAUAUUCUUUUGGACAGUGAAUUUGAACCCAAGAUUGCAGAUUUUGGGCUUGCCAAGUUGUCUCAGAGGGGUGGCAAUAGCUCUGACUUCUCUCAGAUUCGAGGAACCAAGGGUUACAUGGCUCCAGAGUGGGCUACAAAUCUUCCUAUCACUGCAAAAGUUGAUGUUUAUAGUUAUGGAGUUGUGGUUCUAGAGAUAGUGAAAGGAAUCCCACUCUCAAAUUGGGUCAUAGAGGGCAGGGAAGAGCAUGAUGAAUCAGAUCUAACAAGGUUUGUCAGGGUGGUGAAAAGGAAAAUUCAGUGCGGAGAGACCUCUUGGAUAGAAGAAAUAGUGGAUCCAAGAUUGAAUGGUCAGUUUAGCAGGAGCCAAGCAAAAACGAUUGUUGAACUUGGCAUGUCUUGUGUAGAGGAAGAUAGAAACAAGAGACCAACAAUGGAUUCAGUAGUCCAAGCCCUAUUAGAAUGUCAAGAUGAAUCUUAAACCCAGCUUUUGGACAGUCGGUAAUUGCUUCAAAUUGUAAUUUGUUAAGCAGUUUCCUUUUGGAGUUUUGGCUCUAAAGUGAUUUUUUGCUUCUGUCAUCGAAUAACAUUCAUGUCGUUAAAAUUC